GGUCCCCACCUGCAGGGGGAAAGCUUUGCAAGUGGUGAAGCAAUGUUGCAGGUGUCUCUUGGUCUCUCUCCCUCUCUAACACACCCUUCUCUCUCAAUUUCUAGCUGUUUCUAGCCAAUAAAUAGCAUUAAGAUAAUUUAAAAAAAACCCUAAAAAUAAUAAUAGAAAAAAAGAAUUUUGGUCCAUACCUCCAGAGGGAGAGAAAUGUUAGGAGGAAAAUGACUAGAGGGAUCUGAACUCCAAUUUCAUCAGGACCCAGAGAGUGAAGAGGAUAAAAGGAGGGAAUGUGUUGGUUUGUGCAAGAGAGGGCAGCAAACAUCACUCUGGCAUAUAUGACGCUGAGGACCUGGGAGCUGGGACUUGAAAUCCCACUGCACCAACCCCCUGGGCUGUAGUGUCUCAGGUUCUCACAGUUUUUCUUACCCUCUUUUGUCACAUGGAUCCAGAUGUGGACGAGUGCAGCUGUGGACAACACAAAUGCCACAAUUCCACCAUCUGAUUCAAUGUGAAAGGCAGUUACGAGUGUGUGUGCCUACAAGACCAGGUGACAAGGUUCUGGCUCAUAGAUGGUCAAAACACCACAGUGUGUGAAGAGGUUCCCUUCCCCCCAUGGACACCACCUUCUGGAGUCCAGAGCCAGUCACUCUCCAUCUUCUUUGACAAAAUCCAGCAGUUGUCCCAGGAUUUCAAGCCAGCUUUGGUCAAGAACACCAUCCAGGACCUCAUAGAAGAUGUGGAUGAGCUGUUGGGGACCCCCGGGGACCUGGAGAACUUGUCCCGCUCAGAGCAGCGCUGUGUGGCCACUCACCUGCUGGGGGGGCUGGAGGAUGUCCUGAGGGGGCUGAGCAGGGCCCUGCCUGGUGGGCCGUUGACCUUGGGUUCACCCGCAGGCACAGAAAUAUCUCUAAAUGUGCAGCAGGAGCAGAGAACUGGGAAUGUCACCUUGAGCCAGAGUCACACAGAGGUGCAGCUGAACUGGGAUUCGGAGCAACAAGGUCCCUCUGUGGUGGGCCUUGUGUCCGCUCCAGGGGUGGGCAAGCUGUUGGCUGAGUCCCGCCUGGUCCAGAAGCCUCAGCAGCAGGAAGCAGAGAGUUGGAAGCAAGAUGGCCCCCCUGUUCUGAUCACAAAUGUCAGCUCUGUCUUUCUGAGCCAAAAGGACACCCAGAACCUUAAUCCCUCCGCCAUCUUCCUCGUCUCCCAUGAUCUGGUGAGCCCAGGCCCCGGGCAGAAGGUGUUCUGCGUCUUCUGGGAACGUGACCAGAAUGGCUGUGGUAACUGGGCCACCAAGGGCUGACGGACGCUGGAAACCACCUCUGACAGCACCGCCUGUCUGUGCUCCCACCUCAGUAGCUUUGCUGUGCUCAUGGCGCCCUACCACAAGCAGGUGCUGUGUGCCAUCAUCGCGGGGGCCUUACACUACCUCUACCUGGCCGCCUUCACCUGGAUGCUUCUGGAAGGCCUGAAUCUCUUCCUCACGGCCCGGAACCUGAUGGUGGUCAACUACUCGGGCGUGAACAGGGCCAUGAAGAAAUUCAUGUUCCCCGUGGGCUAUGGGGUCCCUGCUGUGAUCGUGGGGGUGUCUGCAGCCCCCAGGCCUCACCUGUAUGGGGCCCCUGACAGAUGCUGGCUCAGUGUACAGGGAGGGUUUAUCUGGACCUUCCUCGGUCCCAUCUGUGUCAUCAUCUCUAUGAAUUUUAGUUUCUUCUUCAUGACCUUGUGGAUUGUGAGAUACAAGCUCUCCUCUCUCAACAGUGAUGUGUCCACUGUCCAGAAGACAAGGAUGCUGACGUUCAAGGCCACGGCCCAGCUCUUCAUCCUGGGCUGCACCUGGUGUCUGGGCCUCCUGCAGGUGGGUCCCGCAGCCAAGCUCCUGGCCUAUCUCUUCACCAUUGUCAACACCCUACAGGGUGUCUUCAUCUUCCUGGUCUACUGCCUCCUCAGCCAGCAGGUGCGGGAGCAGUACGGGAAAUGGCUCCGAGGGGUCCGGAAAGCCAAAGCUGAGUCUGAGAAGUACACCCUCUCCAGCAGGGCCGUGUCUGAUGACCCCAGACCCAGCACGGUAGCGCUCCUGAGUGCUGGCAGUUCUGUGAGCUCUCUCCUGACAGUAGAGACAUUUGGACUGCUGAAAGAAGUCAUGAAACCAUAGAGACACUGAUUGAUGGGGUUAGCAGUCAAUGGUAUUUAGAGACCUUCCUCGUGUCUGGGAGCUGCUCUCUGCCCUAAUCCAGCUUUCUAGCCCUAUUCUCAACUCUGACACCAUCUCCCCAGACAAUACUUUUAGCCCACCUGCAUGUUAGCUGUUGGGCUCAGACAAAAAUUACUAAAGUCAUGGGACCCUUGGAACAGACCUAAAUUAGACGUCCUAGCUUCUUAGCACACAAAGACCCCUGAUUUCAUCUGCUCUGUCCCUAACCUAGGGUUCCUGUUUAUUAAAUACUUUGUCUUGCCUUAUAUCUUAAUGACUUUUAGCCACCAAGUUGCGGAUGCUGUCAUGACGCCAUCCUGACUUCUCUGGGCAGAUGACCUCACCCAUGUGUCCUGGGACCUCCCCUCCCCAGAGCCCUGCCCCACUAUGGACAGACAGACACAGGAUGGGGGUAUGAAUCCACCUGUCAAUGCCCAUGUCCAGUGGAGAAACAAUGACAGAAGCCCGAACUCCCACCAUCUGUACCCCCAAAAGAAGUUUAGUCCAUAUUCCCAGAGAGAUAAGAAUAAGGAAGCUUCCAUUGGAGGGAAUUCUGGUGGUUGGAACUAUGUGGAAUUGUACCCUUUUCUCUUACAA
Messenger RNA from Erinaceus europaeus (western European hedgehog), 2782 nucleotides. RefSeq names its product adhesion G protein-coupled receptor E2-like. The transcript has 14 exons. Gene Ontology annotation, biological process: cell surface receptor signaling pathway; adenylate cyclase-activating G protein-coupled receptor signaling pathway. Gene Ontology annotation, molecular function: calcium ion binding; G protein-coupled receptor activity. The record is from RefSeq and is a predicted model, not a curated record. NCBI's taxonomy places the organism in Eukaryota, Metazoa, Chordata, Mammalia, Eulipotyphla, Erinaceidae. Gene Ontology annotation, cellular component: membrane.